Cladocopium goreaui is the source of this 10092-nucleotide messenger RNA. Lineage: Eukaryota; Dinophyceae; Suessiales; Symbiodiniaceae. The record is from the annotation of a GenBank genome assembly.
AUGACGAAGAAGUCGGCCAAGGGAUAUCGGAUAUCGGUCUUGGUCGCGCGCCUGUCCGAAGACCAAGCAGCGGCCCUGAAUGCCUGGGACGGUGAGGUGACGGAUGAAGGAGCGAAGCCAAGUAAAGCCUGGCAGGGGAGACUCUACCGGGAGAUCCUCCCACAUGCUGAUGCAUAUUUGCGUGAAGAAGCUGGGAUGUCCGACGACUUUAUGACACCGCCAAAGCCGAAAGUCGAGCUGGAAGAGGGUGCGGGACCAGCGAUUCCACCCUUCCCAGACCUAGAUGAUUCAGAUCGCCAGGGAAGAAUGGAAGCGGCUCGAAGAGCUCUUGACCAGCACAUUGAGGGAGAGAUAGAUUCCGAAGUGUUGCAGACCGUGGCCACUGCCUUCGACCUAGAUCAUGAGCAACUGGCUCAGUCGAUGUAUGCGAGGAAUCACCGCCUUAGCUACUCGAAGCCAACGGCACCACCAGGAUUGGGAGCCGACCAAAGCGAAAUGGAGUUUGCAAGCAGACCCGCGACGGCAACUAUGCCAGGAGGAGUGACCGUAAAGCCAGCAGUCCCCCGGCCGGCGAAUCCACUUCUGCCGAGGAGCUCCUCCUCAAUCCCCCCGGUCCAGAGAGGUGGAUUGUCGCUCUUUCCCAAGGGGUCAGGCGGUCGAAACAGUCUCGUGAAACCAGCAUCGGAGCAGAUGCCGGAUGGCAGAGCAGGAGCCACGUUCGGAGAAGCCCUCGGAGACAGCACACAAGUCCAAAGCGCGGACCGCAUCAUUCACGCCAUCGACGGUCUGAGAAGAGCACAGGAUGACGACAAAAACCUCACGAAAGGGACCUUGAGUUCUAUCAAAGAGGCGGAGAAGAUGGACGUCUUCCUGGCACGAGGCUGUGGCACCCUGACCGUUGAACUCGCACCGGGAGGGUACGGGAAGGAACUUUUCCACGCGGGGAAAAGGGUGGCAAAUCACGCUCGCCAUAUGCUGCACUUGAUCAAAUGGCCGGUGCUGAUGACCAACAGGGUCCUACUUGGCAUCGCUGGUCUGUGGUGGGGUGGCAAAGACACCUAUACCUUGCACGCAAGUGACUGCGUUACCGCUCGGUCCGAGCAGUUGGACAGUUGGAAUCCGUCCUCCGACAACAAGAUCGAAAAUCGCAUGAGACCACCAGGAGUCUUCAACACUUGGCUCAGAUACGCGGAAAACUCAGUUCGCGUGUUUGGAUCCUGCUAUGGUACAGAGCAUAUCCAAGAAAGGCUCGAUUGUCUCCAAGCCCUGAAGGAGGCCCAUGAAGAAGACGAGCAUGCCUUCCCAGCUGCCUACUGCAUCGAGCUCUUUGAGGAACUUGUCGCGGCUUGGUGCGAAGAACUGCGAGAAAGCAGAAGGAAACUCUGCUCUCUGCUGGGGACCGAAAAUCCACGGCUUGAAGACCUGAAGCUGCUAGCUUUGGCGCCGGGAGCGGAUGGGCAAGCAAACUUCCAGUUUCCAAGCAUAUGGGAUCUGUGCGACCCGAACGGAUAUUACCAGACAGUUGUGGUACCCAGGCAGCAAAGGCAAAUGUCGAGGCUGCUCCACAAGCAGCUGCACGACCACAACCUCAAGCAGAAGAAGACAGCUGGUCCAGCUGAAGAUGAAGAGUCAAGGACAGGGAAAGCCCCAAAGCUUAACCUGAAAGACAAAGAGGCCGAUGGAUAUGCGGGCGGCAGCAUGAAAUCAGCCUACCCAGCUGGAAAACGGCUUACACAAGGAGAAGCUUCACGGUCCGUGGAGCACGUCAUUCGAAGAGGAGGACUCAAAGGUGGGCCGAAAAUCGAUCCCAAAGAGGUCGACGGAAGGGUCGCUCAGCUGCGAACCCAGGCAGCGGCGGAUAAGGCCGACAAGAUCCAACCUAGCAAGAAAGCGAAAGUCAAGCCCAAGCCAAAGGCCAAAGCUGGGAAGGAAGCUGAGGGUAAAGCUGAAGAAGACAAGGUUGGGAACACCCAGUGGGUCGCACCUGAAGACUAUGAUAUCCCUCUGACCCAUCUCGAGACUGACUUGCAAGAGGCGGUUCAGGGCCCAGAUGAGGGCUGGCUGCGAAUACCCUCACAACCCACUGAGCAAGAAGCCGCUCCGGCUUGGGAUGACCAGAGCCAAGAGGAGCGGGAAAGGCUGAAACGAUGGAAGUCGCUGGAGGAGAAAGGGGUUCUGGCGGCCUUGGAGUCGCCCACGGAUUAUCUCAGGUCCCAUGUGAUUGCACGCAUGAUGGCAGCACAAGAUGAAGGAUAUGAACUGGAGCUGAACCGGUGUCUCGAAGAUGCGGCAGAACAUGGACAUCCCGCGCUCUCUAAGGAAGCCGGACGUCAACUUGAGCUCCUCAAGCACGAGCCAAAAGCGGGUCACCAAGCAGAUGUCGAAUUUACGCCCAUCACAUGGGACGAGGGUAUUGGUCAUGGCCUGUUGAACUUUCAAGGAAACUUGUCGCAUAUCGGCUCAGUCACGGUCCGUGACUACCAGGAUCGCUUGAACGCAAAAGACAGCGAGGUCCCACUGCAAGACGGGCAGUUGGAAGAAGAGCGCCAAUGCCUGCCUCUUCAUGUGGGUGUCGGGUUAGCGUUGGCCGAUGAUCCAUCUGUAGAACUACGAGAGGCCGUAGCCAGAGCCAACCAGUUGAGAAAACACCUCUGGGAUGAAGCAGUGGAGGCUCACGCACACCUUGGCGAUCCGCCAGCGUGGAUACCUGAGGGCGAGCACUUCUUGCGUCAAAACGUCCAUGAUUGCCUCUAUCCUCACCACGAGAAAGACUACCGCGCCUUGCAAACCCUCACAGGAUCCAUGCUGCAAGGAUACACGUUGGCGGUCCUCAGGAUUUCCUAUUUUGGUCGGUUGGAGGUCGACUUGCUCCACGGAGAUGAUGCUGGCAAUGGGAAGCUAGUUUUCGUUACCAUCCACCGGGGGCAUAUGCGGGGGCAUAUGCGCCUGCUUCUUCCACAACAGCCCCAGCAGCUGUUGGAUCACCUGAGGACUGCAGACAAGGUCACCAGGGAACUUCAGGUUGAACAUUGGAGGGUGAUCUUGGACCAGAGCAAAGUGGAGGAUCAGAUGGUUCCAGCCAAGUCCCCCGCCUGCACAAGAUGCCAGCAACAGCAGCAAAGGCCUUAUCGUGUUGGUGAAGGAUUCCCGUUGCCACCGGCUUCAUUUGAGUCCUGCUUGCAGGAUGAUCCACAGGCUCUUCAAAACAGCGGUGUGCCUCUGCGAAAAAGGCUCGCCUUCGCCUAUGGGCCAAUUGGUCAAGAGGUGUACGCUGGAUGGGCAGGAUGGACCAAGGGGCUUCAGUACCAGGGGAUCCCGUGCGGAGAACCCAUUGAAUACUAUGAGGACCCGAUCGAGCAAAAGGGCUUUAAGCCGCAGCAUGAUACCCGUGACCCGAAGGUCCGAGAACGAUUGCUGGGAUUAGCUGGUGCUCCACCAGGGCCCGAUGUCCCCAACACUUGGCAGCUUGGAGUCGUUUGUACUUCCUUCUGCGACCACCAGCUGAAGAACGGUGGCAGCAGGACCUGGCAACGCCCACAAGGCGACGGCACUCGUCCCUCUGAAGUUCAAGGAAAUGAAGACGCAGAGUUCGCAGCCGAACUUUGUACGGUUCUGGCGGACAACGGAAGAGUCUUCGCAUUGGAGAGUAGCGCGCCGUCGGGCCGCUACCCCAAGAUAUGGGACCUGCCUUGUAUGCAGAGGAGUCGGCCCGACUCACCAGCACGCACCCUUGAGGGACCCAGUCCAAUUCCUCAAGUACCUCUCACUCGACUGGCACAGCAAUACGCACCAGCUUUGUGUGCAGCCUGGGGUCUGGUAGUCCGAGCAGCUUUUGAAGAAUGGAGCUGGACAACAUAUCUGCAAGAGCACAGCGUGCUCAAAGCCCUAGAGAAAUGUUGGACCGAACUGGACGCACCCCCUUGGCCGGCUGAUCCAGCCAAUACGUUGGAGCGAACCCUUGGCCAACAUUUGGCACCGGUGGUUGCUGGCCAAGCGGAUGGACCAGGCCUCCCACAUGGCUACACCUGUUCAGGAUGCGAACUCCAACAGAUGGUCUACCCUUGUACGUUUUGUGGGGGGGAGGGGUCUGUUUCCGAUCCCGAAAAGCAAGCUGAGGGGCAGGGCACAAGGGCAGGCAUCGUCGACGACGCCAAUGGCCAAAGCACUGCUGAGAAAUACUUGGAGGUAUGCCAGAGUGCUUACAGCAAGGAGGCAGUGAGAAAAGCCACAGAGGCAGGAAAUGCGUUGUUGAGGGCCGCCGGCUCGGUGCCAAGAGCAGCUGAAUUAGUCAACAAAGCGAGGCUGAGGAAGUAUGGGGAACACUUCCAGAAGGCAAAGGAAGGAGCAUUGAAAGGGCUCAGCCCCCUACACAAGCAAUACUUGAAAGACUGUGUGCUCAAGGGCGUGCCCAGCCGAGCUAAGAGUACCCCCAAGAGAGAGAAGGCCCGAAACCACGGCUCCGUCAGGGGGCACGAGGAAGAGAUGCUGCAGAAGGCAUGGAAAGACGCAUCUUAUGGGGCGGUACUUCUGUGUUCCACAGAGACCGAGGACCAAGAAGAAAAUCGGCAAAUCGACCAGAUACUGACCGAGAGCAAGGUGGCCGAGAGCCCUCUCGGCCGAGUGCCCAAGCAAACCCCCGACAGAACCAUCUCAGCGGAAGGUCGUCCCAUCAACGAUAUGCGAGCCAGGAAUGCUUCGGGCUCCAAAUACGACCACCCACCCGCCGCUCAGCCUAGGCACAGAGCAGUGGUCAGGCAAAGCCUUUGGUGGAGGGUGCGACCCCCGAAGGUUCCACAGAGGUGUGCGAAACGCGAUGUGCCAAGGGCUUUCAAGUGGCACUUCCUCAAGCCGGGCGAUGUCCCUGAAUUCUGCACGAGGAUUCUAGGUGUGCUGAUCCUGAGUCUGGUGAUGGUGUUCGGUUGGGUAGGAGCGCCAGGGGAGUUCGUGAUAUGGGCCACCGCAGCCCAAAAGCACCACGGGUCGUUCCGACCAUGCCAUCCUCAAUUCAACGAUGUGGUUCCCUACACCAGCCGAUGGCUGAUGGAUGACGGCGUGGGGGUAGAGCCACUAGUGGGGAAUAGGAUCCAGAGAUCCCUGUCAGCAAUGGAUGCAGCUAUGGUAUCAGUCUGGGGCCCUGGAGCCAUCAAUCUCGACAAGCUCGCCGAAGAAGGCACCCCGGCAAAAUCCCAGCUCCUGUGGGGCCUCCACCUAGACUUUGAAGAACAGGUUGUGGUCCUCCCGGAACCGAAGCGAAUAAAGGCGAAGUAUCUCCUAAGAGAGCCUCAGCUUCAAAGGGGGUGCCAACGAGUUCGUACCAAGCUGCUCCGAGAACUGGCAGGGACAGCGCAGUAUUGGGCCGUCUCCGCCCCGGAGAUUGCACCCUAUCUACCAGUCUUUUACAGGCUCCUGCAGCAGGAAGUAGGCGAUCAUGAAUGGGUGAAACCCAGGGGCUCCGAGAGUGAGCUAGAGGCUGCCUGGGCUGAGUUCUGGGAUGCGCUCGAUUGGGUUCGCCUCCAGAUGGAAAAGCCUUGGGGAACCAGUUUCAGAGCAGCUUUCGGCAAGCUCCUGCCGUUAAGGGAAAGGCUCGCACUCCCUGGCAUGGCCGCUUCGGCCCGAUUCGUUGGAGGAGAUGCCACGCUAACCAGGGCCGUGAGCGAAGUCGUAGGGGGCGGAGAUCACUUGGAGAUCAUCGGAGUGAUGGAGCUUCUGACGUUCAUUGUCCUGGCAGCGGCGCGGAAGGAAACCUGGCAGGGGCAACUGAUCCUUUAUGUGACUGACAACAUGAAUGUCAAAGCAUGGUUACGUACCAGGCGCGCUUCAAACAGAUACGUGAGGGCGCUCUUGCUGCUGCUCCAGCGGCUCGAAGCGGAGAAUAGCUUCACUGUCGAUGGAGCGUACGUCCGUACCUACCACAAUACUCUCAACGACUGGCUGACAAGGGAGGAUGAAGACAAGGUCCAUGCGGAAAUGGAAAGCAGUGGCUGGACCCGCCUCGAGCUCAAUGAGGACUGGGAAGGACUCCUGCGAGAAGCCAUGCGCCCCACGUUGAAGCUACCAGGGGAGAAGGGCCCGAGUGCAGCUUUAGCCAUUCAGCUGGCCAACGAACAGCAAACCGUGCAUGCCUUCCCCGCCAAGAUCGAACCAAAGCCAUUCAAAGGGGGACUCCACCAAAUCCGGCUAGGGUCGGAACUACUGACGUUCGAGCUGGGGUGGGCCAAGGGCGGAGGAUCGAUCGCAAGCCAGGCGCAAGCUGACUGGAUCGUCUGUGUUCUCACUCAAGACCCAAAAGGGCGGGAGGCAGACAUCCUUCUAAAAACCCUCGCCAGAACUGAUUGGAGAGGACGACUUAUCGUUGACCAGCCCAGGGAGCUCUCUGAAACCAGCCGAAAUCGCCUGAUGCAGCUUCAGGUUCAAUGGGGUCAGGCACAAGUGGUCGACUAUCAGACUUCACACCACGGCAGCUUCUUUGCCAGGGCCAGAAGACUUUGGCUUUUUGGAGGAACGGCCGACGAAAAGGAGAGAGUUCAAGCAUGGCGAGUUGCACAAGUCAACGAGUGUCAGAUGUUACCUCUGCGAUCCGCAGAGGAGUCAGGUAAGGGAUUAUGCCCGCCCGACUACCUUUUCACGAGAGAACCAAACCUCAUCACCACCGGAGACAAGUGGCUUCCAAAACCAGUCGGCCACUUGGUUGACGUGCGCGCCGGCAGCAGGCACCUGGUCCAUAGCACACGGGGCCCAGCUUGCGGACCUAGGCUCACAGGUGAGCGUCUCAAGAUCCCAGGAGGCACCCUGUUGGAAGAUGGGACGGGUCUGGUCCGUCCUCUCCUCCCAGAAGAGGUGUGGGAAAUGCAAGGGGGCCUCGCAGAGGAUUGGCGUUCCGCCGACUCGAAGAGAAAGGAUCGCAUGAUAGCAGCUGCAGUCCGGGAGCCAGGCUGGCAAGUGGCUAUGAGUCUCAUGCAGGCUCUGACUGGAACCGAUGGGAAGGCAGGAGUCCUGGACCCCGAUGAGAUCCAAGCCCACGAGCAACUAGAGGUCUGGCUGCGAGCGUGGGGGAGGAACCCGAAGGCUCCCUCUUCCGAGCUUUUCCUUACUUCGUGGAAAGAGCCACGUGUGGCAGUGGCACCCACUCAUGAGUUCGUGGGAGCGACAACCCAGGCGAAAGCAGGCGGAGGCAAACGCACCACCGUGAAGCCAGCACUCAGUGAAGUGGAGAGGCUGGUCCAGCCCGCAUCCAAAAGAGGCGGGACUACUGGGACCCCCCGCCCCCGAGGAGGGAGCACAGCGGAGCUUGACCAGGUAGCCAUGGAAGCUGUCUUGGCCAAACUGGCUGAUUCAACUCGCAGGGUCUAUGCAUCAGGCUGGAAGCAAUGGGCGUUGUACAAUGCCAGCUCGGGCACUCACCCGUUCCUUGACGGAGAAGAGCGCUCCGCUCGGACUGAAGACGAUACCCUGAUCCACUGGUCGGGCAACCUCGGUUGUGGGCAGCGGUUGCGGGUCUACAACGUUGGGAAGGCGCCCCAAAACGAAAGUUGGUUUUUCAUGAUGCGGGCCAGUGAACUCUUGCCCAGUAUCAAUGGAGAAGACCCCAUGAAUAGGGCGCUCCGCCCAGCUGAUGCUGCUUUCUUUUCGCAUGGGCAGCCUACCAUAGGCGCCAAGGCCGAUGAAGUCGUAGUGCAGAUUAGAUCUUCAAAAACCGAUCAGUAUGGUAGGGGCCAAACACGGUCACACCACCGCUCCGGUGGAGAUCUCUGCCCUGUUGAAGCCUUAGCCGCGCUACAGGUCCUACAGCCCCAUCGGUGGCGCAGCCCUGAAGACGAGGCGCCUUUGUUCCGCUAUGAAGACGGGACGGGGCUUGACAGAGAGGGCAUCACCCAUUUCAUCAAGAUAGCUGCAUUGGCCGCCGGGUUUCCUGGCGAACUCGUAUCGUUUGCAGUGAAGGCUGGUGCUAUGGAUGCUACUGAUGAAAGUGCCGAUGGGGGACGAAAGCCAGCAGCUCCAGAUCGAGCCAAUGCAGCAAACCUCUUUGUAGCAGCUCACCCAGGACUAGAUCUUUAUCAAUUCCUGGGUGUUCCACCCGGUGCGACUCCAGCUCAGGUGCUCACCGCAUAUCGUCGCAGGUCCCGUGAGACUCAUCCAGACCGCUUUGCAACUGCUGGGGAAGAUGUCCAGAAAGCCAAAGGUGGAGACAAGAGCAAAUUGCUGCAAAGCAUGGGCGAGGCCGUUCCCCAGUUGUUCCAGCUGGUGUCUAUGCCAAGCAAGCUUCAUCAUUCCAACAAGCCAGAUCAAGUUUUGAUCGGUCCUCCACUCCUGCUGGCGCAGGAGCCAGCAGCUCGGGAGGAGCAGGCCGGGAGGUGCUUCGUAAACCGCCCCCCCCUUCACAGGGAUAUCCUGGAGGAGGAGCGCAAGGAGGACCGCCCCCAGCCAAAGCCCCUCCUGCUCCAGCAGGGACCGCGCAAAAGCCAAGGAAACCUCCACCGCCCGCGAAUCCGCCUACUCCGAGCUCAAGUGCGAAGCCAAGGAAAGCACCGCCACCAAGAAAUGAUGAUGGGAGGCCCAGAGGACCUACCACCCCACCAAUGCAAAAAAUUGCAAAAAAUGGCACCCACGCAAGCUAUUCCAAAGGGAGCACCGCCAACACCGGCCAAGCAUUUCCCCAGGGCGACCCAACCAUACACUGGAGGGGGCAUGGUGGACGAUUUGCGAGUUCCUCGCAUCGCACUGGCAGAUGCAGGGGUGAAACGAUCAGACGCUCCGUCUGAGUCUUGGUGGUCAGAGACGUCAUCCAGAUAUAGGGCCCCUUCGAGCUGGUUGGAGCCCGGGUCUGAGCCUUGGGUCGAAGAUGACCUUCCACCGGAGAGCACCGUCCCAGACAACGAGGAUGACUAUGUGUAUGUUGAGGUGGAAGCUGAAGACGAUGACAUGGACAUCCUCCAAGACCACCAAUUCGAUGAAGAUGAUUGGGACGAGCCGGCAUGGGAAGAGCUCCCUGAGGAGGGGACCGGGUCUGAGCAAGUCUUCCAAACCUUCGAUCAAGCCGUGAUGCAAGGACUGCUCCAGUUCAUGGAUUUCGUGAACAGAGGUGGCUCCGCCGCCACUUCCAAAGCCAGCUCAUCCAGAACAGAGCCAAAGGAGCCGCCGAAAGCCCUAGCCCCCAAACCAGUUCCUCCAGUGCUGAUGCAGAAGACACCAGCACCAAAGAAGCCCCCUCCGCCACUGCCAGCAGCCAACUAUGCCAUGCCGGCAAGAGCUAUGGGACUCGGUUCAGGCGCAACAGCAUCAUCUUCUGAGGGCGCUCCGCCCACUGAGGUGAACCACUUUGGGUUUGACGAGUCUGAAGUCGACUAUGGUGAUGACGAUGAUCGAACCCCUGAGGAGAAGGCAGAAGAUGAGGAGCUGCUCGAGAAGACCAAGACGAAAGUGGAAGCUUUCCUGCGAGCACCCCCAGAGAUGAGGAAGACGCUUCGCUCCCAAGCAUGGAAGCGGUGCAAGAGCAAACUGGAGGAGCUCAACUUUGAGUUCAGCACUCGUCCACUGCCCGAAAUGCACCCAGGCAAAUUCGAGAAGUAUCUCAAGGAUGGCUUCACCUAUGCGGAGGCCAAACAACGCCAAAAGGGCCGGCAAGGGGCCGCCCGACAUCAGCGAGCCUUGGCUGAAAUGGAGGGUGCCUCCUUUGAGGAUUUCCCGAAAUCCUGGUCACAUGGGUAUUCCAAGCAAGUCCUGAAGCCGGGUUUCCUCGAAGAGAAGAACAAGGAGCGGGCCCGCCGAAAAGCUACAAAGGCCAACUAUCGAUCCGAUAGAUCACGCAGCACUCCACCACCUCGCCAGUCAGCUGCUCCAGCUGCUGCAUCCAACCAGGCUGAAGCUGAAAGCACGGCCAACUGGGAAGCAGGAAGUCAAUGGCACGACUGGCAAGCGAGACGCAGCAGUGAGUGGCAACGGCAUCAACCAGAUGUCACACAACGGAGAGAUGCAAAUGCCGCAGACGAUGACAACUGGGGCAACUGGACCAGAGAUGGGCAACGAGGCAGCAACCAAGAUGGCUGGUCCAGCUAUGACUAUGGAAACCAUCAGGAUCGACAGUGGAACCAGUGA